Molecule: messenger RNA, 8792 nt
Organism: Myxocyprinus asiaticus (Chinese sucker)
Lineage: Eukaryota; Metazoa; Chordata; Actinopteri; Cypriniformes; Catostomidae
Product: protein TANC2-like
Exons: 24
Coding region: 347-6571 (2074 amino acids)
Biological process (GO): regulation of dendritic spine morphogenesis
Cellular component (GO): dendritic spine
Molecular function (GO): protein binding
Source: RefSeq, a predicted model, not a curated record
GAUAAGAUGGUCUAGAACGUGUGCACAGAAGACGAGUAGUCAACCUUCCUCUGGAAAUGACAAGAGCGGUGCACUGAGGGAGGCAGUGAGCAUUUUCAACCUCCUUUACCAUCUCGUGUGCUUAUGUAUUUAUUUGCAUGCAGCCGUUCCAAGCCAAACCGAGGAGAAUGAUUCUUCCCUGACGUUUUUCCACAACGCCACCUCCGUUACUUCCUUUAACACCUUCAUACUUCCUUUGGAUCUUGAGGGCUGAGAAGGCAUCGUUUCUAAGAGGAGAUACCCCUCGUGUAUGUCCGAACUUUAGAGUGUGUGUGUGUGUGUGUGGGCACACAGUGAGGUGUUGUGGAUGAGCUGGCCAUCGUUAAGGCGCUCGCAGGGGCUGUUUGUGUCUGUGGACGGAGAGGGAGGACAGAUCUACACCCGUCUGCCAGCCCAAUGCGGGAUUUGGGUUGAGCAUGGGAGGUUAGGUCAAGAGCUAGGCCCCCCUCCCUCCGUGGACGAGGCAGCGAACACAUUGAUGACUCGCCUUGGCUUCCUACUGGGAGAUAAGGUGAGCGAGGGGUCUCAAGGGCCACAGUACAGCAUGGAGGAGCCUGAUGACGCACAGGAUUUAGGAGCCAGCGGGAGGAUGAGUCCGUGUUCCACUUUGACCAGCAGUACUGCCUCUCCGCCCGCCUGCAGUCCCUGUUCCACACUGCCUCCAGCAGCUCCGGGACAGGCCGUCACCAGCCCCACAUCCACCCUCGAGAGCAGAGACAGCGGCAUUAUCGCCACCUUGACCAGUUACUCAGAGCCCACGGACAGGAGUGGAAAGCAUAGCGAUGGCUCUCGAGGCAGCAGCCUGAAGCUCUGGCACUCACACAAAUCUACGCUGGACUCCGGUCUGUACCGUGUGGAUGAGAACAUGGCCGCUUCCACCUACAGCCUCAACAAGAUCCCUGAGCCAGGCUCCACCCACUAUUCCUCUCAUCCCACCCCCCUCUACCUCAUGCCCCGCCCAAACUCUGUGGCAGCCACCAGUUCGGCCCACCUGGAGGACCUGGCCUAUUUGGAUGAGCAGAGACAUGCUCCCCUGCGUACCUCCCUGCGCAUGUCCCGACAAAACAUGGCCAUGGGCCGCACCGGGCAGGACCUGAGAGUGCGAUUCACUCCGUACAGACUGCAGGAUAUAGCACUUAAGCCUUUGCUUUUUGAGGUGCCCAGUAUCACCAUGGACUCUGUGUUUACUGGCCGUGAUUGGCUUUUCCAGGAGAUUGAUGCCUACUUGCGCACCUCCCACUUCGCCACCAACAGUGGCGUGAUCCUGGUGGGCAACAUCGGCUAUGGCAAGACUGCCAUCAUCUCACGCCUCGUGGCUCUCAGCUGCCAUGGCAACCGCAUGCGACAGAUCGCCUCAGACAGCCCACAGGCAUCACCCAAACAUGGCGAUGGUAUCCCUCUCACACAUCCCCAGCUUUCCCAUGGUACACUGGGAGGAGGAAGUUGCCCCGGAACUCCAGAAAUGAGGAGGAGACAGGAGGAGGCCAUGAGGAGGCUUGCGUCGCAGGUCGUGGCGUAUCACUACUGUCAAGCAGAUAACGCCUACACCUGCCUGGUGCCGGAGUUUGUGCACAAUGUGGCAGCUCUGCUGUGUCGCUCGCCACAACUCGCCGCAUACAGAGAACUGCUGUUGAAAGAGCCGCACAUACAGAGCAUGCUCAGUCUGCGCUCCUGUGUCCAAGAUCCACCCACUGCCUUCAGACGAGGGGUGCUCGAACCACUGGAUGCACUUUAUAAAGAGAGGAAAAUCACUCCAGAUGAAGACCUCAUCAUCCUCAUUGAUGGUCUGAAUGAGGCUGAGUUUCACAAACCAGAUUAUGGUGACACCAUUGUCUCUUUCCUCUGUAAAACCAUUAACAAGUUCCCAGUCUGGCUCAAACUGUUGGUGACUGUCAGAACCUCCCUGCAGGAAAUCACCAAAACUCUCCCGUUCCACCGAAUUUCUCUGGAUGCUCUAGAGGAGAAUGACGCCAUUGACCAGGAUCUGCAGAGUUACAUCCUGCACCGCAUCCACAGCAGUGUCGAGAUUCAGAACAAUAUCUCCCUUAAUGGCAAGAUGGACAACACCACCUUCAGCAAGCUCAGUUCCCACCUCAAGGCUCUCAGUCAGGGCUCUCUUCUUUACCUGAAGCUCACCUUUGAUCUGAUCGAACGCGGCUACCUGGUCCUCAAAAGCUCCAACUACAAGGUAGUCCCGGUUAACCUAGCUGAAGUCUACCUUCUGCAAUGUAACAUGCGCUUCCCCACGCAGUCGUCCUUCGAAAGGGCCCUUCCGCUGCUCAACGUCACCCUGGCCUCUCUGCACCCUCUCACUGAUGAGCAGAUCUACCAAGCCAUCAAUGCCAGCUCUGUGAAGGGAACUCUGGAAUGGGAAGACUUCCAGCAGAGGAUGGAUAACCUGUCAGUUUUCCUGGUGAAAAGACGGGAUGGAACUCGCAUGUUUGUGCACCCUUCCUUUAGAGAAUGGCUGAUCUGGAGAGAGGAAGGGGAGAAGACCAAGUUCCUCUGUGAUCCCAGGAAUGGCCAUACUCUUCUAGCUUUCUGGUUCUCCAGACAAGAGAGCAAACUAAACAGACAGCAGACAAUUGAGUUGGGUCACCACAUACUUAAAGCACAUAUAUUCAAGGGCCUGAGUAAGAAGGUCAGGGUUUCCUCAUCGAUCUUGCAAGGGCUGUGGGUGUCGUACAGUACGGAGAGUUUAUCUACUGCUCUUUCAUCAUUGAGAAACCUUUAUACCCCUAACAUAAAGGUGUCUCGACUGCUCGUUUUGGGCGGUGCUAAUGUGAACUACCGUACGGAGGUGUUGAACAAUGCUCCAGUGCUGUGUGUGCAUGCUCAUCUAGGCUACAUGGACAUGGUGAAUGUGCUGCUGGAAUAUGGUGCCAGUGUAGACUCAGCAUCUGAGAGCGGCCUCACUCCUCUGGGCUACGCAGCCGCCGCUGGACACCUGGGGAUAGUUACUGCCCUCUGCAAGAGGAAAGCAAAGCUUGACCACUUGGACAAAAAUGGUCAGUGUGCCCUAGUGCAUGCUGCUCUUCGGGGGCACCUGGAGGUGGUGAUGUUCCUCAUUCAGAGUGACUGGGGCACUGGAGGGCAUCAGACACAGCUCCAGACCCCCUCUCCUACACAAUCACAGGACACGCCCUCUCCAUCCCAAACACAGGCCACACGCUCACCCACACCACAGGCCACGCCUUCUUCUACAGAAGCAACACCCCAGCAGUCUCAGCCCUCCAGCCCCGAGCAGACAGAGCAGCAGGCCGAUUUGACGCAUACGCCGGAGGAGUCCGAGCAGAAGGCUGAUCCUCAGAUGGAGGAACAGGAAGAGACUGAACAACAGACACAAGCACAGACUCAGCAACAGACAUCACCACAACCAGUGACCUUCAACAAGAACAUUGCAAUGCAGCAGGCUCUUACAGCAGCAGCCAGCAUGGGUUAUACAGAGAUUGUCUCUUAUCUCUUGGACUUGCCUGAGAUGGAUGAAGAGGAGACACAAUGUGCCCAGAUUAACAGCUAUGAUACCCUGUGGGGAGAGACAGCACUGUCAGCAGCAGCAGGACGGGGCAAGCUGGAGGUUUGUCGGCUUUUAUUGGAGCGGGGCUCUUCAGUGUCUCAGCCCAACCGGAGAGGGGUGGUGCCACUCUACAGCUCUGUGCGUCAUGGGCACUGGCAGAUUGUGGACCUCUUAGUGACCCAUGGGGCAGACAUCAACCUGGCUGAUAAACAAGGGCGUACUCCACUCAUGAUGGCCGCCUCAGAGGGACACCAGGACACGGUGGAGUUCCUUCUGGCUCAGGAUGCAUCUAUGGAUCUGAUGGAUAAGGAGGGGCUGACUGCGCUCAGCUGGGCAUGUUUAAAAGGACAUCUGUCUGUGGUCCGCUGUUUGGUGGAAAGGGGCGCGGCAGUAGACCAUGCAGAUAAAAAUGGAAGAACCCCUCUCGAUCUGGCUGCCUUCUAUGGAGACUCAGAUGUGGUGCAGUUCCUGGUGGAUCAUGGGGCUUUGAUAGAGCAUGUGGACUACAGUGGGAUGCAUCCUCUGGAUCGGGCUGUGGGCUGCAGAAACACAUCAGUGGUGGUCGCCCUGCUUAAGAAAGGAGCCAAAAUCGGAUGUCAGACGCUGCCGAGUCGGCACAAAGGAGGUCCUGCCACCUGGGCCAUGGCGACAUCUAAACCGGACAUAUUGAUUAUCCUACUGAGUAAACUUUUGGAGGAGGGAGAUGGCUUCUACAAGAAGGGUAAAGUGAAGGAGGCAGCUCAGCGCUAUCAGAAUGCUCUCAAGAAAUUUCCCUGUGAAGAAUUAAGUGAGGACCUGAAGACCUUUAAAGAGCUCAAAGUGUCUUUGUUCCUGAACCUGUCUCGCUGUCGGAGGAAAAUGAAUGACUUUGGUAUGGCAGAAGAGUUUGCUACCAAGGCCUUGGAGCUGAAGCCCAAAUCAUAUGAGGCUUACUAUGCUAGAGCCCGUGCCAUGCGUAGCAGCAGGCAAUUUGCUGAAGCACUAGAAGACCUGAGGGAAGCUAUAAAGCUGUGUCCCAACAGUCGUGAGAUCCAGCGACUUCUUCAGCGUGUGGAGGAGGAGUACAGACAAGUUACCCAACCAGAGGAGCAGGAGCUCGAGCCUCCUCCAUCUCCACCUCCAUCUCCCUUACCAGUUGAGGAGGAUGAGGAACCCCCUCAUCAUACCCCUCCCCCUGAGCCAAGACUGGAUGAUAUGGAACCUGUCCAGGACUUAUUUGAAGAUGAUGACUUUUUGGAACAAGAGCUAGAGGCUGUGUCUCUUGGCCUUGCCUCUGAUAUUCGCUCAAACACCUCCAGCCUGGCAAUUAUACGAAGUCCUCCCCAUUCUCCAGCCCAUCAUGACACAGGCUACCUAUCUGGUAGGCAGGCUUUUGAGUUCCACCCCAGCUCCUCCUCCAUGUCAUCCCCUACCCAUCAUAGUUACCAGUCCACCUCCCCAUGCAUCUCCCCUACACAUCAAAACUCCCACUACCGCCACAGUCCACCCCACACCUCGUCUGCCCGGUUCAGCCCUCCACCCAUGGGCAGUGGAGGGAACCAGGGGAUGGACUACCAGAGGCCUCCACCCUCUCCUCUUCAACGUGGAUUCAGGGCUAGCCCUCCAGUGGAGAGUGUUUGUUUAUAUCGAUCCCAGUCUGGCUCUCCAGUCCGCUACCAGCAGGAGCCUCUACCUAGCCGACCUAAAUCGCCACUGUUGAAGAUGAGUAGCCAACGUUCCUUCCAGCUCCAGUCACAGCCUUCGCAGUCCAGCCAGCACCACCAGGCUCAGGGUCUCCGCCUGCAGCCCUCUAUGGCACAGAUUGUCCGCACUAACCAGCCCAGUAACAAUGCAUACAGCCAGAUGGCUCACCCACUCAGCAGUAGGUACCAGGGUAGUUCCAUGGAUGUGGACAGGGAACGAGAGCGGGAGGCCAGGCUGGUGUACCAGCCCUCCCUGGAUGGCCGAUCCAUGUCACAAGUGCAAUCCAGCCUUAGAGUGGGAGCACUUUGUCAGCAUGGAGGCCGAGGUGGGCCUGGCGGGGUUCUAGAAUCAAAUUUGGGGAAAGAAGAACAUCCUCAACGUCCAGCUUCAGCUUAUCGUUCCACCACAGGGGGACCUGGAGGUAUGCGCUUCAGCCAAACACCCCAGAUUAGUCGCAGUCAGUCAGCGGCAUACUACCCUGUCUCGAAGCAUGAACUUGAGAGGGCAGUGGCAGCCUCUGCUCUGCCAUCAUGCCAGCUGGGCUCUCCCGAGAUCCCUCACCUUGUGCGUAGGCCUAUCAGUGCCAACACAAGUGACCUAAAGCAGCAUGUGCCACCCCCCAGACCACUGAUACACUCCCAGAGUGUAAAUCUUCGCUUCUCCCCCUCUAGCACUAAUAUUUCCUCAGGCUCCAGCUGCAAUCUAGCCCCUGGCUUUAGACCCUCCUCCUCCUCCAUGGCCCAAAUGGAAAUCCCAUUGCAAGUUGCAUAUGAACGAAGCUUUGAUGAGGCAUCUGCUCUGUCUCCCUCUCAGAGCGGGCUCUACGCGGGUGAACCCGCUCGAUCCCGGACCACGCCGUUCAUGGGAGUUAUUGACAAGACUGCAAGGACUCAACAGCAGUACCUUCACCAGCCUUCCCGCGCUUGGCCUGUGUCGUCCCUGGAAUCGGUCAUCACUAGCCCCACAUCGCCUGGCAAUUUGAUCCACCAAGCAUCCACUGCUUCCUCCUACAGCCCACCUACUUCUCUAGGCAAUAUUGCCUACUACAAUAAGACCAAUAAUGCCCAAAAUGGACACAUGCUGGAAGAGGACUUCUAUGCCCAGCCGCAGCCCUCCUCCCUGGGCAUGCUCGCCAACGGAGGGGCCCGUGAUCGAGACCGCCUGGAGCGGGUUAGCCAGGUGCCCACAUACCAGGAUGUUAAAGUGGCACGGACGAUGCCUGUGGCACAGGCAUACCAGGAGAACAUGUACCGUCAGCUUUCCCGUGAUUCCAGACAAGGUCCCACCUCGCCCAUCAAACCAAAGAGACCCUUUGUGGAGUCAAACGUUUAAUAGGCACCCAAAAGGUUGGCACAAAGGUGUGUGUGGAAGUGAAUAUUUAUGUCAGUUCUUAUGUGAGGGACUGUGUAGGUCCAGGAUAUUAAAACCAGUAUUUCUUGUAUAGAAAUAAGCAUAGGAAAAAUACUUUUAAUAAACUACAAAAAAUGCAGUGUUAAAAGUUCUGUACAAAUAUCUGUGCCUAUUUAAGGUGGACUCAAUCUAUUGUUAAAAACCUAGUAUUUAGAACUUGGGUGGUGGGCAGGUUCCAAAAACCCUGAAAGCACCCCUUUGGAGUGUUAGAAUACAAGUAAAAAAAUGUUCUUUAAAACUGCACAUUAUAAAAAAGCACAUUUCUUGACAUUGGCGAGGCCUACAAAGAGGAAUUGUGUAUCUUGCCAUUGUUCCCAGUACUAAAAUGUAUUAUAUUGGGCAUCUACGUGUUAAACUCAUUCCCGCUCUUCCCAAUGAAACUAAACAAAACUGCUAGGCUUUCUGGACAUCACAAUGUUGGAUUGUUCUAUACUGUAAAAAGUGAAAAAUAAUAAGUUUCAAUCUAAACUGUAGUUACAGAAGGAAAAAUUCAUAUUUAUAAUUAAGUUAUAUGAUGUAUAGAAAUAUUAGAGCAGUUUUUGUGCCAGUUUUAUUUUAUUUUUUUAUGUAUUGAUUUUGCCUUUGGAAAGGGUAUGAAAUAUUUUCAAAAUGGUGAUUUAGAGUUUGUGACAAGAGAUUAUUAUCUUUACAGUUAUUAACUUACAGUUCUGGCUCCCAGGCAAAAACAAUGUGUAUGUCAAAAUUCACAGUUGCAGAGUGGCAAUAAUAUUAUUGCCUUCUUGGGAAUAAGCUCACUUAAUAUGGUAUUUUUCAACUAACCCUCAAAUUCAGUGGAUAUCUCUUUUGUUCUUAUUAACAAGAUUAGCUCAGUUAAUUACCAAGCACUGGAGUGGCAAAACUGCCAUAUUUCAAGUGAAACGAAUGUAUCACACCAUAGACGUCUUAUAAACUCUACAGUAUGUAUACUACGCAACACAAUGUUUCAGGGGAGUUUGCAAAGGUAGUAAUAGAAUUUCUUCUUUUUUGUUUCUUUAUUGUUUUAAGAAAUGGAUUAUUGCAUUUUCACAGAGAAGCAUCAGUAUAUCAAGUGAAGUAUGUUUGUUUUAACUUUAACUGUUUUUGUAAUUUUGGGCUGCACUGAUAGUCUGUGACAUUCUGGAGAAAGAGAGCACUUUAUUCAUUUGUAAGGAUUUUAUGGAAUGUGAAUACUGGGGGUUUGGAGAUGUUUGUGUUUUUGAAUCUGGGAUGAAACAUCCUUACUAACAAACAUUCAGUGAACACUGGAAAAUAACCUGUGAUUAGUUGUACUAGAAAACAAAAUAGCAGUCAUUGUCCUUGGUGCAAUUCUAAUUUUUAAAGCAAAUGAAUGAACAGUAAUAUAAAAUAACAGAAUUAUGUUUUUAAAAAGAUAUAAAAAUUUGUAUAUAACAGCCUUUAUAGAGCACAGUGUACUUGCUGUAUAUUGUGGCCAAAUGUGUUUAUGCAUACAAAAUCCUGCUCUCCUCUGCAAACGCCAAAUGCAAUUUAAAUGAGUCUCACAUGUCAAACAGUUUAGUGGCAUCACACACUCUCCCAAAAUGCAAACCAGCUGUUUUGAAAUAGUGUAUUUGUGGUGUAAAAAAACAUAUUCAGCUAGUUCCUUUUGAAGUUCUCAGCUUCAGAAUGCAGUAUUAUUAACAUGCAGAACUAACUGUGGCUUUGGUCAGAUCUCAAAAACACAGUAUAUGGACAGAUACCAUAUUCACAUUUCCACUGUUGUUAGUGUAAACCUGCUUAAAUCAAGAGGGGAAGAUAAGCUAAGUAAAUACAAAGGUGCGAUGCAGUUUUCAGUGCAAGUUAUUUUUGCUGUACAUAAUUUGAUGCAUGAUUUAUCCUCCAUUCUCCCCACAAAACUGACAUGUACAGAUAUUCAAGAAUCUGUUCUAUGUCUGAAGCCGAAAGAGGACAGAAAACCUGACAAAAAAAAUAAAAUAAUCUCACCUCUCAUCACCACCAAACACAACAGUAGAGACAUGGCGUUUACCUCUGAAGGGUUUGACCAUUCUUUGUAGUUUUCAGUUGAGAUUUGAGUUGACUUUAUUGUAUUUGCUUGCUAAGCAGAGUUUCUCAUCUGUAAAUGUGAGCUUUCAGAGCGCUGUGACAACAUUCAAUGACUUCAAUAAAUCAGAAUGUGUUUUUAUCA